Molecule: messenger RNA, 1982 nt
Organism: Scophthalmus maximus (turbot)
Lineage: Eukaryota; Metazoa; Chordata; Actinopteri; Pleuronectiformes; Scophthalmidae
Gene: otol1a
Product: otolin 1a
Exons: 5
Coding region: 227-1741 (504 amino acids)
Molecular function (GO): protein binding
Source: RefSeq, a predicted model, not a curated record
CGUAUCCCCUCGGGAGUCAUGUAAUCUGUUCUCGCCAGCCCCGCUACCUCCUAAUAACCCCUGGUGUUUUCUGUCCCUUGUUCUCUUAUUGGCUUGAUAGAGCAGCAUUUGUUGUACGGCGGGCGAUAUAAGGAAGGUGGUAAGCUGCAUCAAUCACUAGUUGAAGAGGAUGGAGUGAGAACUCAACACCAUCAACAUCAGAAGAUCAUUGUGCCAAGCCCUCAACAUGCUUUCCUUUCGCCUUAUCUUCCUCACCACGCUUCUCGUGGUCCUGAUGGGUGCGCUGACCUCCAGUGCCAGAACCACGCGCAAACCUCAAAGCAGCAAGAAGCCCCCCCGAGCUGGUAGCAGCAGCGGUGGAGGUGGGGGUGGGGGUGGAAGACGAACCACGACCACGACCACGUCACCUUACAGCAGCCAGCACACAGAAGAGACAACUGAGGUAAUGAUGGACACUUAUUCCUUGUCACCAACAGACAGUACCACCUACUCUAGCGAAUCCUACUCCACCGAGUUCCACACGGAUGCCAUAGCGCCUCCCGGGAACACCGACGGAAACUAUACCCUCGACUACAAUGAGUGCUUCUUCAACAUGUGUGAGUGCUGUCCACCAGAGAGAGGCCCUGUUGGGCCCGUCGGAGAGAGAGGGCCACCAGGUCCGCUGGGAGAAAGGGGCCCUCCUGGGUUGCCAGGAGUGAAUGGAGAAAUAGGGCCCAGAGGUCCUCUAGGAGCAGCAGGACUACCCGGAGCCAACGGACUCAAUGGUGACAUAGGUGAAAAAGGUGAUCAAGGACCUGUGGGUCUUUCUGGUAUCCCCGGGGUCCCAGGAACACCAGGAGAAAAAGGUGACCCUGGCCCCAGAGGAGAGAAAGGUGAACGUGGCUUCAUUGGUCUGAAAGGGGACCUGGGAGAAAGUGGAAGGCCUGGCAUGAAUGGGACCAAGGGCAGCACUGGGGACGAGGGGCCUAUGGGUCCCCCAGGUAUAGUUGGGACAAAGGGUCAGAAAGGUGAACAAGGACCUACAGGCGAGUGUUUACCGGGUGAGAAAGGAGGGAAAGGUGAUUUGGGGGAACGUGGGCCCCCUGGUCUUAGUGGAGAGAAGGGCCCCCCAGGAGUGAAUGGAACUGAUGGUGCAAACGGAGAGAGAGGAGACCCAGGGCCUCCAGGAGGGAAGGGGGAUGUUGGGGCGAGAGGGCCCCCAGGACCUCUAGGUGGGAGGGGUAUGGCAGGGCUUAGGGGGGAGAGGGGGCCCAAAGGUGGGCGUGGACCUCGUGGCCCUAAAGGCCAACCAGGUGAGAGUGUGGAGCAGGUUCGCUCUGCCUUCAGCGUGGGCUUGUUCCCCAGCAGGUCCUUCCCUCCGCCUGGUGUACCUGUGAAGUUUGAUAAGGUCUUUUAUAACGGCGAGGGGCACUGGGACACAGCGGCUAACAAGUUCAAUGCCACCUACCCAGGGGUCUACUUAUUUACUUACCACAUCACUGUGCGCAACCGGCCUGUGCGCACUGCCCUGGUGGUGAAUGGGCUGCGGAAGCUGCGCACUCGGGACUCCCUCUAUGGCCAAGACAUCGACCAGGCGUCCAACCUCGUACUGCUGCCGCUGAGCGAGGGCGACCAGGUGUGGCUGGAGACGCUGCGAGACUGGAAUGGAAUCUAUUCCAGCAGCGAGGAUGACAGCACGUUCUCCGGCUUCUUGCUUUACCCAGAUUCAAAGACCAAACCUGUUGCCGUAGAAAACCUGUGACUGCAACCUUUGACCUUUAAUGACUUCCGACUAAAACUUCCUGUAGAUGCUGCACAGCCUUCAGCCUGCUGCACUGCCCUGUCAAAUUAACACAACAUUCAGCCAAACUCUGCUGCUUCAGUAUCUGCUUGCUGCCGUCGCGCCUGUCAAACCGAAUGCUCUGCUUGCCCUUCUAUAUUCAGAGAUGGAUGAGGCUUGAUUAUACGGCUGUGUGCGACACUUAACAAUGCAUUAAAAAUGA